Salvelinus sp. IW2-2015 is the source of this 3085-nucleotide messenger RNA. It is a transcript of the gene sack1e, whose product is annotated as family with sequence similarity 83 member E. Gene Ontology annotation, molecular function: protein kinase binding. The record is from RefSeq and is a predicted model, not a curated record. Gene Ontology annotation, biological process: signal transduction. Lineage: Eukaryota; Metazoa; Chordata; Actinopteri; Salmoniformes; Salmonidae.
GGAGGAAGGUGAGUGCGAGGGAGGAGUUGUACGAGAGGGGGAGGAGGAAGAUAAGAGAAUCUGUUAAAAGUUGGAGGUAAUCAGUCAUAUUUUAGGACAUGAAGUUUGAGUGUGAAGGGUGAGUUGUCUUUUUCUAUCGUCACUAUCAUUAUUUCAUUGUUUUUAGUGGUUAUGAUCUCUUUAGUGAUUAUAUAUCAUAACUCACUCAGAGCUAUUUGUUCCUUACGUCAACAAGGACUUGUGACAUGUUUGUGAAAGGCUGGGAACUUUUUUUGCCUCUGUUUUCAAGAUCGUUCCCUUGAAGAUAUAUCUGUGUCACAGGCCAAGCUGUUUGUGGAAAUGACCUUAUUUAUCUGAUUCUGGACAAUGCUUUCAAUGAGAUCUAAUGCGAGAAUCAAGAUUCAUUGGUGACUGCGUUUCUCUCAGAGGAAACAGAGGUAUUGAAAAGGAGACUUCUACCGCACACACUUUUCCAGUAACAAUUAGCAUAUCGUUACUAGCUAGUGUAAUUGGUGUCAUGACUUUAGCUGGACCUGUGCUGCCCUAGUAGUGCUUGUAGGUGGGGGUGUACCCCCCCCCUCCCCCCAGAGUUCAAAAGACAAUCCUCAUUCCCAAAGACCGAGGAGGCUACAUACUGUACGGCCAUGUCAAACUCCCAGGAACAGAGUCUGAAUAAAGACGUGAUAUUUCUGCCGGUGUCUGAGUCCAGCCCGGAGUACCUUCACUGCGAGAGGGAGCGCUAUGCGCUAGAACGCCUGCUGAGUGCGGGCCCCGAGGCCUUCUACACCACGCUGAGUGCAGAGCACCUCGUCCCAUUCCUCUCCCCAGAGGAGGUGAACCAGAUCAGUGGCAGGGUCAAGGACUACCAUAGCAGCUAUGAGGAGUUGGAGGGGGCUGAGGAGGGUGGCAGCUCAGGUGUGCAAGACUUCUCCGCCAGGUACUUCCCCACCCACUCAGACACCCCUGCACCUUGCCUGGAGCUGGGCUGGCCUGAGGGGGUCACCUGGGUGGGAAUGGGACGCGCCGUGGUCUAUACCAGCCCACCUGCAGAUGAACAGCCUCCUGUCAGAGAGAUCAUCAGAAGACUACUGCAGGGGGCUAGCAAGGUUAUUGCCAUGGUGACAGACAGACUGACAGAUAGCACUGUGAUUGGGGAUCUACGCACUAUCGCUUCACGGGGAGUCCCUGUUUACAUCAUCCUGAACCAGAGAUCCAGCCAGGAGAACCUCCCCCCUCACAGGCUGAGGCAUCCGAAUAUACAGGUUCGUGUUCUUGGAGGAAAGACCUUCUGUUCGCGGGAGGGAAAGAUAGUGAUGGGGGAUUUGAAGGACAACUUCCUCCUGGUGGAUUUGGAGACAGUGGUUAAUGGCAGCUACAGCUUCACAUGGUCAGACGCCCACCUGCAUCGGCAGCUGGUGACGGUGCUGAGUGGCCCGGUGGUGGAAUCCUUCGACCGACAGUUCCGGAUCCUCUUUGCAGCCUCACUUCCAGUUCCAGACACAUGGAAGACCGCCAAAGCCCCAAUAGACGAGCCCCAUCACCACUCAGUGCUCCUGGACCUCAACAACCGGCCCAAGUAUUUCCCCAUGGAGCCUAUCAACAGCCUCACUCCUCCCCCCCCUGCAGACUACACCCUGGAUUGGGAGGCCCUGGGCGUCAUCCACAGAGGAAGUCCUGUCAAUCAACAAGGUGAACCCAUGGACAUGAAUAUGAACAUGGAGGAACCAUUGCAACAUUUUACAGCAGUGAACAAAAAGCCACCUUUUGGGGAGGAGUUUUGUCUGAAGGACGUUGAUCACCUCACAACUACGCAUGUAUAUGAGGGGAGAAUAUGGGCCAACAAUAUCAAUUUGGAGACCGAAAUUCAGCUGGAUAAUCAAACGACUUUUAACGGAGCUUUACCCUCUCAGGAAGAGAACCAGCCGUCCACUGAAACAGAAACCCAACACAGGAUACAACCCAAAACAUAUGGCAUACACCUCUCCAAACAGAGGAGCUCUGGGGUUGAUGAGAAAGAGUCUGUGUGGCCCAGCCAAAACAAAAUGGAGACAGGCCCACGAGAAGAAGCUGUGGGCUUUCCCUCCAGAGAGAGAAGAGAUCGUCCAACUAGAAGGGAAGAUGUUAUGGCAGAGGAGUUAGGCACAGAGGCAACUGAAUCUAGAGUCAACUCUGGUGCUGAUAGCCCCUCUACAUCUAGGAGACCUCUGAUAUUGAAGGUGCCUCAAAGUGAACGCUUCAGCUCUUUGAGUGACAUCAUGAGGAGGCUGCAGCCUCAUCAGAGCUCUUCAACCCAGCUAAGGAGGGGUGCUAAGACCACCGUGUCAGAACUCAGCAGUUCCAUGAUGGACCUGAGUGUGAUGCAUACAGACCCAGGCUUUAAAGAGAAGGGACCAUCAGUGCCACGUGUAAGUUACUUUGAACCUUUUCGAAUGACCCCAGCCUUCGCCCUGAUGAGGAAGAGGAAUGAUGAGUUUAAAACGGGGAUCCUUAGGCCUCCCAAAACCUUUCUGCCUCCUACCACCAGGCCUCGCAGUGGCAGCGUUGGACUCCAGAGGGACUGGAGAAGGCCACAGAGUGACUGGGAUCUAGGGAAGGAGGAUAGAAAGUGAUUGAGUGAAGAGGAUGGAAGAGAACGGGGAAAUGUCACUAUGCGAAUGGGACAGACAAUGGUAGCUGCAUUGAGAGCAGAGUCUAGUGUUGAAUCACACGGACAAAUUUGAUGUGCAACUUCAGUGAAAAUGGUUACUGUAUUUACCUGGAAGAUGAAGCAGGGAAGCCAUCUGUUAAUGACAGCAGUUUGAAAUGUAUUGUAAUGUAAUGUAAUGGAUGUGACAAAUGUAAACUCAGUUGAUCAUCUCUCAUAAUACUGACGUUGUAGGUCCUACAAGAUGGUAAAAUGCUUAGCAGAACAAAUCUAAACAGCCACAGUAUUCAUGGUUUCAGGCCCCACACAAAUGUAUACAUACAGGUCUUCGACUAGAACAAUAGACUUCUUGACAUAUUAAUUUGUUUCUUAUGGAAUAUUGGAUUAGGACUCUUUUUCAUUAUAUGUCAAACUGAAUAAAAUAACCUUUCAUAAUGUUAA